Arabidopsis arenosa is the source of this 1652-nucleotide messenger RNA. The record is from the annotation of a GenBank genome assembly. Lineage: Eukaryota; Viridiplantae; Streptophyta; Magnoliopsida; Brassicales; Brassicaceae.
GGCCAGAAAUCGCUUCACCAUUCCCAAAUCUUUCUUCCAUUUUCUCUCCACAAAACUCUCUCUUCAAUCUACGAUAAUGGAAGGAACCGGCGUUGUAGCUGUCUACGGUAACGGUGCGAUAACGGAGGCUAAGAAAUCUCCCUUCUCCGUUAAGGUCGGUUUGGCUCAGAUGCUCCGUGGUGGUGUUAUCAUGGAUGUCGUCAACGCCGAGCAAGCUCGUAUCGCCGAGGAAGCUGGUGCUUGCGCCGUCAUGGCUUUGGAGCGUGUUCCUGCUGACAUUCGUGCUCAAGGAGGCGUUGCUCGUAUGAGCGAUCCACAAAUGAUUAAAGAAAUCAAACAAGCCGUUACGAUUCCGGUGAUGGCUAAGGCUAGGAUUGGUCAUUUCGUUGAAGCUCAAAUCCUUGAAGCAAUUGGAAUCGAUUACAUCGAUGAGAGCGAGGUUUUGACUCUUGCUGAUGAAGAUCAUCACAUCAACAAGCAUAAUUUCCGGAUCCCUUUCGUUUGCGGUUGCCGGAAUCUCGGCGAGGCUUUGAGGAGGAUCCGUGAAGGUGCGGCGAUGAUUAGGACCAAAGGUGAAGCUGGAACUGGUAACAUUAUUGAAGCUGUGAGGCAUGUGAGGUCUGUUAAUGGUGACAUUAGGGUUUUGCGAAACAUGGAUGAUGAUGAGGUUUUCACUUUCGCUAAGAAAUUAGCAGCUCCGUACGAUCUAGUGAUGCAGACUAAGCAGCUUGGUCGUCUUCCUGUAGUCCAAUUCGCCGCCGGUGGAGUGGCUACUCCGGCUGAUGCAGCUCUCAUGAUGCAGCUUGGAUGUGAUGGUGUCUUUGUUGGUUCUGGUAUCUUCAAGAGCGGUGACCCAGCGCGUCGUGCACGUGCCAUUGUUCAGGCUGUGACUCAUUACAGUGACCCUGAGAUGCUUGUGGAGGUGAGCUGUGGACUUGGAGAAGCCAUGGUUGGGAUCAAUCUCAAUGAUGAGAAGGUUGAGAGGUUCGCUAAUCGCUCCGAGUGAUCAAAGAACAAAAAGGUAAAACUUUCAGACGAAAUGGAAUUCUGAGACCAUUUUGCAGUAAUCUCUUUGAAAAGAAGAAGAUGAUAUUGUUGGUAGUUUGUGUCCUUUGUGUUUUCCUUAUAUCUUUGAUAGUGUUUUGUUAUUGUAAUCUCGUAAUCCAUUUGCAAGAACAAGUUUGUCAGUUAUAAUAAUGUACUACUCUCUUGAUCAGUUGUUUUUGAAUCAGAUAUAUUCUUCGUUCCAUUGAUAUGGAGCUUGUUAUUCAAUUAGAUUUCAGACAGCCUAUUGGUAGUAUCAGGUUGAUAACAAAGGAUGAAACUUGUUUGAUUUGGUAAUGAGAUCUUCCUCGUACAUUGGUACCGAGCUCUGCAACUGUUUCCGUAUUGAAUUUGGUUUGAAGAAGUGUCCUGGAUUAGAAUCACAUAGCCUCUAGUUCUUAUAUCAAUUUGUGAUUUCAGGCAUAGCUGUAAACCUAACAGAGGAAUAAUAUGAUUUGGGUUUCUUUGUUGUUAAAGAGUAAGAAUCAUCGAUUUCAUGAUUUGUGGAUUAUGGUUUAUGGGGGGUUCUUUGCAGCGAUGUUUGCAUUCUAAAUUGGUUUUUGUGAAAUGCUAUAUUAAUGUGUGAUUAGUAAAGGAGAGAGUUCAUG